CUGACUCGUCUCUGAAGAAGGUCUUUACAAAUUGUUAUCAAAUUCAUCUUGACCUCGAGUUAACCGAAUUAUCAACAUAAUCAAGGCCAAGCCUAGGAUAUUGCAAGGACUAUCAAACUAAGAUGUGAACCCAUUGAGAUUGACUAAAAGACAAGCGAGAGUCGAAUUGGAGCCUGACUCCUGAGGCUAGAUCGAGCCGCGACUGAUCUUCCUGUUCCCUGAACUUUCCGCCGGCGUGAGCCCUUGCCUUAGCCUAGCUAGCCGAGUCCAUGGUUUAUUGAUAGAAUGACUUGCCUUGCCGAGAAAAAGUUUCACUGAAUGAGAUCAGAAUGGGACAACGGAACAGAACACGACCAAUCCCUUCAUUGGUAGAAUACAAGACCAUUCACCUACAGGACCGCUACUCAAUCAUGGACAAUGAUCAGCUGGGGAGGGGUAAAGCAACGCUGGACCAGGGGCAGCAAAGAAUCCUUGACUCCAAAGGGAAACCUGCCUCAGCCUCAUACCCUCAACUCCCACCCUCGCUAGCCUCUUACGGCGGACUGCACUCGUUCAGUCAAAUGGCACAAUUCAUCCCAUCCAUCUGCAACCAAAACACGAAGCGCCGGCCAGCGACGCUCCUACCCCUUACCUUCCCUGGCCUGGCCUUUAAGCAGAUGUCCGAAGGCACCGAGUCCACGGUCAAGCCGUUUUACAGAAGCUCAAUGCCAGAGGCGUUCUUGUCUGCAAGCUCCAAUUUGAUCAACUUAUCCUCGGCAGUACCUUUCAGGGGAGCAGAGAACAUCGUCUACAAUCCAUUUGGAGCAAAGUCCAGUAAGAACAAAUCUCUUCUAGUAACAGUUUGA
Strongylocentrotus purpuratus (purple sea urchin) is the source of this 845-nucleotide messenger RNA. RefSeq lists its product as uncharacterized. Bases 330 to 845 code for a protein of 171 amino acids. Lineage: Eukaryota; Metazoa; Echinodermata; Echinoidea; Camarodonta; Strongylocentrotidae. The transcript is spliced from 4 exons. The record is from RefSeq and is a predicted model, not a curated record.